AUGUCACUUUGCAGUGGAUCAAGAGAGUUGUUGGAAAGUUACGGGAUUCUCAAACCUGCCAACGAGGGAGAGUCGAGCAAUUUCAGUUUUGUGGUGGACCCGGUGUUUAGCCAUUGGUGCAAUUAUGAUCCUGUUUCGCACGCCUCCCAUUAUUUCGUCGGGACACUCCUCAUUGUGAUAUGCAUCAUGAGCAUUACUGGAAACCUGUUGGUAGUCGUGGUCUUCUCCAGGUACCGCAGACUUCGAAGUCCAGCCAAUACGCUAAUAGUAAAUCUAGCUGUGAGUGACAUGUGUAAUGGCUUUCUACACCCGAUGGCAGCGUAUUCGUCUUUUAUGGGAGCUUGGAUGUUCGGAAAAUUAGGGUGUGAACUCUACGCAGCUCUUUGCGGUUUGUUCGGCUUGGUGUCCAUUGUCACCCUCACGGUCAUUGCUGUUGAAAGAUUCAUGGUCAUUUCGGUAAAGCCUUGGUACCGUGGUGUUCUUUUCACACAAGAAAAAGCUAAAUUGGCCAUUCUCUUUAUUUGGGUGUACUGCUUAGUGAUCAUCGUGCCUCCAUUCCUUGGCUGGGGUGCUUUCGUACCUGAAGGAUUCCUCACCAGUUGCUCCUUCGAUUAUCUCUCUCGCUCUGCAACCAACAGAUCUUAUUUCAUAUACAUUUUUAUUUUGGGUUUUACGCUUCCUAUAACGGUCAUUAGCAUUUGUUAUGCUUUCAUCAUUAGAACUAUUCUUCAAAACGAGAAAGACAUGAAAAAGAAUAACGUCAAAAAGGUUUACACCAAGCCAAAAAAGAGGAACGAUUACAAAGCAGCGGAAAUGGUGAUGUUUGUAAUUGCAAUGUUUCUACUCUCUUGGACACCUUAUUCCUUAAUAGCAAUUAUAGGACAGUUCGGUAAUCCUGUAGUUUUAACACCAUGGGUGUCGGUGCUACCUAGUUUAUUUGCCAAAAUGUCCACAAUAUACAACCCAGCUAUAUAUGGGUUGUCGCACAGACAUUUUAGAGCUACUCUUAGAAGGAUAUUCAAGAAGCAGCCCAAUCGCUUUUCCGUAGAGACAGGGACCCAUUUUUGCAGGAACUCUACAAUGAACCGAUCAAAACAUAGGUGCUCAUGUUUGCCCAAUUACGGCUCUGACCAAAUGGAAAGUAGUAGUGCGUCAUGUACUGGAAAAAAACUUUUCUUGGGCGUCGCUGUUUCCAGUAAUUUAGAAAGUAGGAAAAUAAUAUACAUAAAACGAGCACAGAACUGCGUUGAGACGAACUGCAACUGUCCGGAAGAAAAGCCUUCCUGUAAUGAACUGUCAAGGUCAGUAUCUAAACGGUCGGUUGUUUUGACCUUGAAAAGGACGUCUGCUGAUUCGUUGAUUAGAAGUCUCUUGUUCCGGAGCGAGAGUUCCAUUCACCAAAAGUAUCAAACGUGCAUUAACAAGGAUCAAAUAAUUAAAAUACCUACUUCAGUUUGCUUUCGACAGAAUUCUCUCACAAAAACGACAACAUUCGAUACCAUCCCUGUUCUAACAAAUUUAGCAGAAACUGAUCCACUGUGUUGCAUUCCUGUAAAAAGGACUAAAGUGGAAUCUAGUGCGUACCGAGUGGGCUUCAAAUACAGUCGACUACAAUUAACAAAUACAAAUACCUGCAAAGUUAUUAAAAAUAUUUAG
Uloborus diversus is the source of this 1656-nucleotide messenger RNA. RefSeq names its product rhodopsin-like. The coding region runs from base 1 to 1656 and encodes 551 amino acids. The transcript has 5 exons. Lineage: Eukaryota; Metazoa; Arthropoda; Arachnida; Araneae; Uloboridae. The record is from RefSeq and is a predicted model, not a curated record. Gene Ontology annotation, cellular component: membrane. Gene Ontology annotation, biological process: visual perception; G protein-coupled receptor signaling pathway. Gene Ontology annotation, molecular function: G protein-coupled receptor activity.